ACCAUAGAGUUGAAAGGAGAGAGGCGCUCGGGAAGCGCUCUCUCCGGGCAGCGAGGCCUUUCCGGUUCCGGUGCGCGGGGCAUGGUGGGAUAUCGGGGGAGGCCAUUAGAGCGGUAAAGCUGAGCCCACGCUGAACAGAGAGGUGCCUCGCGGAGCGUUUAGAGCUGUACUGCUGCAAAGAUGUCCAUUGGAGUGCCAAUUAAAGUGCUGCAUGAGGCAGAGGGCCACAUCGUGACAUGUGAGACCAAUACAGGGGAAGUCUACCGUGGCAAACUCAUUGAGGCUGAGGACAACAUGAACUGCCAGAUGUCCAACAUAACAGUGACAUACAGAGAUGGGAGAGUGGCACAGCUGGAGCAGGUGUACAUUAGGGGUAGCAAGAUACGGUUCCUCAUUUUGCCCGAUAUGUUGAAAAAUGCUCCUAUGUUAAAGAGUAUGAAGAAUAAAAACCAGGGUUCUGGGGCUGGACGAGGCAAAGCAGCUAUUCUCAAAGCCCAAGUGGCUGCAAGAGGAAGAGGUCGUGGAAUGGGCCGUGGCAACAUUUUCCAGAAGCGAAGAUAAUUUUGGACUUGACUUACCUUUUUUUUUUUUUUUUUUUAAGGGUUUAAUUUACUACGGGUGCAGCAGUUAGGUUUCUGUUUAAAUAAAAUCUGUUUCUGACAAAAUA
Molecule: messenger RNA, 667 nt
Organism: Chelonia mydas (Green sea turtle)
Lineage: Eukaryota; Metazoa; Chordata; Testudines; Cheloniidae
Gene: SNRPD3
Product: small nuclear ribonucleoprotein D3 polypeptide
Exons: 4
Coding region: 181-561 (126 amino acids)
Biological process (GO): spliceosomal snRNP assembly; RNA processing
Cellular component (GO): catalytic step 2 spliceosome; commitment complex; U1 snRNP
Molecular function (GO): RNA binding
Source: RefSeq, a predicted model, not a curated record